AUGGCGAAGUCUGAAGAUUCAAGGAGUGCAGAAUCACUUGUGACUCUUCAAGGAUGCAAUUUAGCGUUUCCCAAGCUAUCUAGAUUCGAAGUGGACGGAUCCAAUCUUUCAGACAUUGCCGAUUUCCUUCUGACUCUUGAUUGCAUGACCACAUUAACUAGACUUGAUCUAUCAGGAAGCAAUUUCGUUAGUCUUCCCGAAGGGGAAUUCCAAAGUGGUUCAGUUAUCGUAAGGAUUUGA
Messenger RNA from Prunus armeniaca (apricot), 240 nucleotides. The record is from the annotation of a GenBank genome assembly. Lineage: Eukaryota; Viridiplantae; Streptophyta; Magnoliopsida; Rosales; Rosaceae.